Vigna radiata var. radiata (mung bean) is the source of this 1175-nucleotide messenger RNA. RefSeq lists its product as uncharacterized. Bases 27 to 1001 code for a protein of 324 amino acids. Lineage: Eukaryota; Viridiplantae; Streptophyta; Magnoliopsida; Fabales; Fabaceae. The record is from RefSeq and is a predicted model, not a curated record. The transcript is spliced from 8 exons.
UCACAAUCAUAUCAUCAAAUCAAUCAAUGCCUCUGAUUUUAUCAAAUCCUUUCCCUCCCAUGCAGUUGCAUCACACGCUAACACUGACACUUCUUCACCACCACUCAUUAUCUAUCUUCGCUGCGCCUCUCACCCUAACCACCACCACCACCACCACCAUGGCCACCAAUUUCCAACUCUCCGAUGCUUCUCACUCUCUUCCAAUUUCAUCGCACCACCUCUUGAUCGUCGGUCCCGGCAUUCUUGGUCGUUUGGUCGCCCAAAUUUGGCGCCAGGAAUAUCCAGGUUGUGAAGUUUAUGGACAAACAGUAACCACUGAUCAUCAUGAGGAGUUGGCCAAAAUUGGUAUUAAUCCGUCUUUGGAAUGGACCAAAGGCUCCCACAAAUUUCCCUAUGUCAUUUUCUGUGCUCCGCCUUACCAAUCCUCUGAUUAUCUCGGUGAUCUUAGGCUGGCUGCAUCAAGCUGGAAUGGUGAAGGUUCUUUCUUGUUUACGUCAAGCUCUGCUCCUUAUGAUUGUAAUGAUAAUGGAUUGUGUGAGGAGGAUAGUCCAGUGGUGCCUAUAGGGAGGAGCCCCAGGACUGAUGUCCUUCUUAAAGCUGAAAAGAUAGUGCUGGAGUUUGGUGGUUCUGUUUUAAGACUGUCUGGACUAUAUAAAGUAGAUAAAGGCCCACAUGUUUAUUGGUUAGAGAAGGGGAUUGUUGAAUCUCGCCCUGAUCACAUCCUGAAUCUAAUUCAUUAUGAGGAUGCAGCUUCCCUCGCAGUUGCAAUUUUGAAGAAACAAUUUCGUGGGCGGAUUUUCUUGGGUUGUGAUAAUCAUCCCUUAUCCAGGCAAGAGGUGAUGGAUCUGGUAUACAGAAGUGGGAAAUUUAGUAAGAAGUUUGAGAAAUUCACAGGAACUGAUGAUCCUCUAGGCAAGAGAUUAAACAACUCCAAAACACGCCAAGAAGUAAGGUGGGAGCCAAAGUACUCUAGCUUUGCUAAUUUCCUUGAGACCAUUUGAUUCUUCACACUAUUUUCUCAGUGAUGACUUAUCGUUUAUCGCUUUUUAUAUGAAAUCACAAACUAUAAAUUGAUUGUUAUCCAUUUUUUUUAUUGUAUAUUCGUACUUGACAAUGAAUAUUUAAUGCGUUCCUUUUGUGGGGUGAUAAUAAAAACACGAAGGAGUGCAUUUCCA